This is a messenger RNA of Procambarus clarkii (red swamp crayfish), 2713 nucleotides long. Its product is annotated as EF-hand calcium-binding domain-containing protein 14. The record is from RefSeq and is a predicted model, not a curated record. Lineage: Eukaryota; Metazoa; Arthropoda; Malacostraca; Decapoda; Cambaridae.
CAGUGUAACUCAUGCAUAUUGUUUUCAGGAGGUGGAAAAUGACAUUGGUGUAAAGCCUGUGGGUAAGUGUGAAAGAGGCAGGUGGAGUAGUGAGAGGAAGUAGAGCAGUGAUGCUCCGGGAGGACACUGUUCCAUCACAUCCUCCCUUCUCUCCCGCCCACACAACCAGGCACACUUCCUCAUCCUGUGAUAACAACACUCAGAUAAUUAUGUUUUGGUGAUCGUCGCGCGUCAGUGUGAGGUUGGUGCUGUGUGGUGAAGGUGUGCGUGAGGCGGCCUGGCAGGCAAGUAUGGCCACACACCACGACAAAGUUUAACAUUGCCUGUCGCCACUGUCGACACUCCUUCUCCAACUUUUGGCUGAAGUAAAAAGAGACUUUAUAAAAAAUAAACAUUUCGCAGGCUGAAAUCUGGUUAAGAGAACUAUUCGUGUGCACCAGUUAGCAAAGGACUCCGGUACAUAUUACUCUUGAAGCCGUCGCCUUGGAGUGUUUAAGGACGAAGGAAGUAUAGAGGAAAGGAAUCAUCUUUAUCAGUUCGAAGGAUACAUCUUCAGGUGGAUUGAUACGGUUGGUGUUGUGGGAGUGUGUGGGGGGCUGUGGGUGGUGGGGGUCCUCCCCACACCAGGCGGUGUUGCGUCACUCACUCAACACUCAUCUUGACCAACACAGUGUUGGUCAGGUGGCCAGCAGCAAGGAGACCUUUCCAUCAGGCUGUCACACUCUACGACUGAGUAUAAGACCGUCACACUCUACUUGUAUUCGUGUUGCUGUAAACAUCUAAUUCCCCAACAUUCUAAACAUUAGCGCUGGAAACGGAACUCGAGUUUGCUUACACGACUAGAAUGGUUACCGCUGAGUGUGUUCCGUUAACAUGACACCGUUGAGAGUGUAGCGAGUGGUGGUGCCGUAGCCGCGGCUGCGGGCGUGUGUGUGUAUAGCAACAGUCAAUGACUGGAGGAGGACCCGCGGCCACAACCUCACCACCAUUUCCCUCGUGCUCAAGUAUCGUGCGGCCACCAUGAGUCACGGAGAGUCGUGCGCGGGCGUGACGGGCGCGGGCGGCGGCGGCGCGGGCGCCCACAAGAAACUGCGGCGCAAGAGAAAGGAACUGGACGCCCUCGUGCCCGAGGAUAAGGUCCGCCGCAAGUCGUCCUCCGCCUCCCAUCACGACCUCCUGCGCUCGGACUCGGAAGACCCCGAGGCGGACUUCUCGGGCGUGGCCGUGCUGGGCAAGCGGAUGUUGGGCGGCGGCCAUCAGGGAGGACUGUGGGCGUGCCUGCCAGGGGCGUGCACGCUGCUGCUGCUGCUGACAACCCUGGUGGGCGUGGCGGCCGCCCUCAGGCUCCUCAUGCUCACACGCCGAGACCUCGACUCCCUCCACUCCAGGAUCAAUUCAGUCGAGGCGAGCAGUUCGGAGUUGCCGGCCAAGUUCCACGAGUCCCACGUCCGCCUGCAGGAGCUGGAGAAGAACCAGAGCGCCCUGUGGGCCGCCGUCACCCAGGUCUCCUCCUCCCUCCUCGCCGCCACCAGACGGGUGGAGCAGCUGGAGACGGAUGUGAAGGUGAUCAAGGACUCCCUGAGCAGCGCCCCGCAGCUGUCCUCCCUGCCCAAGGACGUGGCCGACCUGCAGGGCUCCGUGGCCACCUUCGGCUCCACGCUACAGGACGUCCAGUCGUCCCUCAAGGUGGUCAAGCAGGACCACCAGAAACUCUCGUCUAAUGUUAAGGAAGCCACCAAUGCCAUCGAUAAUUUUAAGGAAGAAAUAUCACUCUUACAAAACCAGACAUUAAUGGAGGUGGGGCGGGAAGGAGGGAAAGGAGCAUCUCUUGGUGAAACUGUCGUUGCUCUCAGGAACAAGAUGAGCUCCUUCAACACUGCCGUCUCAGCCAUCAAUGUCUCCCUCCAGUCAAAUGCCAAGGCGUCCUCGGCAAAUAAGUUUAAGCUUGAGAGCAUAGAGCAGUCACAUAUAGAUAUGAUAAAUGUGACCCAGCGCUUGUCAACCCUGGAGACCCUGCACAGGAAGGUCGACCCAACACUGCCGUCACAGAUUGCUAAUCUGUCAGCAGCUGUGGCUCGCCUGCAGGACACCUCCGACCAGCAAGCUCACACCCUACACAACCUCACUCAGAGUGUGGACGUGGUGAAGGGGGUGGAGAGGAAGCUGGAGGGGAGUCAGGUGCAGCUGGCCAGUGGUGUUAGUGAACUCAAGCAGCAGUUACAAAAGGUGGAGCAGCGAGUGACGACAAUGGUAGCUGCUGUCAACACUCCUGCACCCCCUGCAAACAACGAAACACAUACUCGAAAGCAGAGAUUAGUACAGUCCAAUUCAGGAGCAGCAAGAGAUGCCAGAGGGCCAUGAUAAUAAAGUUUUCAUACUGCUGCCACAGAACGAACUUCAUGUGCCAAUAAUGCUCUGCUUUCAUCCAAAGAUGUUUGAAUGAUUUUGACCUCUCAAGAAGGAGGAUAAUGAUGCUUUGCCUUCCUUCCUGACGUAGUGAAACAAAUGAAAAACUGGUAUGGACUUCUUCAAUGCCUUCUCUUGGCGCUACAUUCCAAAUUCCAUCGAUACUUCCAAACUAAAUGCACUGAUAAAAUGUAAUUGUUUGCAUAUCGCCAACAUUUUCACAAAAGAGUGAUACUCAUUACCAAGAAUGGAAGCUUGUAAUGAUCCUGACUUGUACUGAACUGUCUUCAUCUUGAACAAACAUUUG